Messenger RNA from Olea europaea var. sylvestris, 1176 nucleotides. Its product is annotated as protein FAR1-RELATED SEQUENCE 5-like. The record is from RefSeq and is a predicted model, not a curated record. The transcript is spliced from 8 exons. The coding region runs from base 1 to 1176 and encodes 391 amino acids. NCBI's taxonomy places the organism in Eukaryota, Viridiplantae, Streptophyta, Magnoliopsida, Lamiales, Oleaceae.
AUGGAAUCCAUCAAUUUUUCCAUCAAAAUUUCACAUGCUUUGCGCACAGAUUAUUUUGAGGGCAAUUUGGUUAAUGUUUAUUUUGCCAUUGCAUUAUCUGAUGAAAUUCUUAUAAAGCAACAAGAUGGACCUUUAACAAUCAUGCGUUAUUUCAAUGGUUUUAAGAUUCAAACCAUUGCACUCAACUACGACUAUAGUAGAGGGAAGCUGGCAAAUGCAAUUCAACCCAGUAUGGACGACAAUGAAGUCGACAGCGAGGAAGUCGAAGGUGAGGAACUCCACGGCGAGUACUGCAGCAAUGAUAUACAGAUUACCAGUAACCAACAAACUAAGCAUUCGUUCGAUAACAUGCUCGACUGCAAUGUGAAAAGUGGAAUGGAGGUUCCCUCAUCCGAGUUCGUGAGUGAUGAUUGUUUGGCUGAUGAUGUGUUGGGAGGUUCAUUGUUAGAAAAAAGAAACUCUGAGAAGGGUGAUGACGGGGUUGUUAGAUACGUGAGUUUUACUUGUUGUCGAGAAGGUCCACGGAAGACUAAUAGAAUUACUUCUUUGAACCCUCUGCCAACGAUUGAAAUAGGGUGCAGAGCCAGGUUGGAGCAUAACCAUAAGACGAGCCCAUCUAAAUCUAGGUUAUAUCGAUGCAAUCGAAAACUUAGUGCACAAGUCAAAAGACGGCUUAAGGUCAAUGACAUAGCAGGUAUUCCAUUACAUAAAAGCUAUGACUUAACUAUAGUGGAGGCGGGUGGAUUUGAGAACAUGACUUGUGUUGAGAAAGACUGUAGAAAUUUCAUUGAUAGAGUGCAGCGUCUAAGACUUGGUGAAGGACACGCUACUGCAUUACAGAGUUACUUCUUGAAAAUGCAAGUAUGUAGUCCUGGUUUUUAUUUCAGUAUAGACUUGGCUAAGGAGUCUCGAUUAAAGAAUGUGUUUUGGGCAGAUAAUAGAUGCAGGCAAGCAUACAAGGAAUUUGGUGAUGUAGUUACUUUUGACACCACUUAUCUAACUAACAAGUACGAUAUGCCGUUCGCUCCUUUCGUAGGGGUGAAUCACCACGGGCAAUCAACUUUAUCUGGUCGUGGAUUAGUUUCAAACGAAGAAACAAAUAUAUUUGUUUGGUUAUUUAAGAUAUGGAUUGAGUGCAUGCAGGGUGAAGCUUCCGAUGGUAUAAUUAAAGAUUAA